CAUGCAUGAAGAGGUGGUUUUUGGACUUUCGUGUGCAUUGUGUGAGGUGUCAGUUGAGGGAUUUACGGGGCUCAAUUCCUUCGAGAAAUAAAUUGGUAAUAUAAUGAAUAGGAAAGCUUCUUUUCAGGACUACUAGUCCACUGUUCGUCUAUUACUUCCCUAGCAGCGGCACACUGUGUAUUGUGUGAAGAGGGAGCCAGGCACCCUUGAGCCUAGGAGCUCAAUCUGAUGGAAUGCCCAAGGAUGCUCGUAUGCUGAAAUCCCCACCCAAUCUAUCCUCUGAUGUGAGCGACUCGGGUCCAAGAAUCUUGGAAACAUGGGCGAAAUUCCGGUAGCUGAAGUCGCCAGGGCCACGCCGGAGCCUUCGUCUUGGCUGAACCUCAAGGUCUUCUUCCUGAGGGUGAGCAGGUGCGAGGUGAACGAGUCCAUGGCGGACUCCCUGACCGUCACCCACGCCCCGCUCACCCCUGGCACCGUGCUCGAGGUGAACGGCGGCAGCGUCGUCAGCAGCGGCCACGUGUCUCUCCGCAUGGACCGCGCCGGCGCCGUCUCGGAAGGCGGCGGCGGCGCCUGCACCUUCGUCAGCACGGCGGACGUCAGGGUAUCCAGGAGCGUGCGGUUCGAGGUCCAGGGCGGAGGCGAGCGGCUCCUCGUCGGGAUCCUGGAGACGUGCGACGCCGGCGCGGCGGGCAAGGGCGGCGGCUGGGCGAUGAAGUGCCAGGUCGCCGUGCAGCGCGGCUCGGGCCUCCUGAGGCGCGGGAAGGAGACGAAGCCGCCGGUGGUCGAGGUGUACGUCGCCGGCCUGGCCCGGGGCGCCCCGGUCAUCUUCACCAAGGCGAUGCAGCUGCGGUUCAGGAGGCGGCGCCAGGCCAAGGCCUUCAUGGAGCCCAUCCCCGAGUGCGGCGAGCCGGCGGAGGACGUGAAAGAAAUGCUGCCUCCGAAGCAUCAAACAGAGGCGGCGUCGGAGUACAGGUGCUACAGGCCCGAGCCGGACGGCGGCGACGCCGACUGCGACGGCUACUAUGUGAGUCCCGCAGGCGAGGAAGGAGAGGACGGUGACUUCUCAUGGUUCACCGCCGGCGUCAGAGUCGGCGUCGGCAUCAGCGUCGGCAUCUGCCUCGGGAUCGGCAUCGGCGCCGGUCUCCUGGCCCGCUCGUACCACUCCACCUCGAGGAGCCUGAAAAGCCGGUUGAUCUCGAGCCUGCUCUGAACUUCUACCACAAUUGGUGCCAUUGAUCAGUAGUGCGUCAAAUAUCACUGUCCUUCUGUAUUAUCAUGGAUCCUAUAGCAUUCGCAGCGACGCCAAUUUGCUGCUGUGGCCGUGCAUAUGCUCAAAUUUCAGAUCCCCUAUGUUAGGCUGGGUGGUCCAGUGUAUAUAUCUUUGUACCGUCGUUGAUAGAGUGAGAUGGAAUAGAUUAUAGAUGUUCACUCGUUUUAAUACGUUACCAAUGUAAUUAUGAAAGAAACUGAGAAAAAUUGACGAGAUACAUUAGUGUGUUAUACCACUUUAGAAACAUACACGUCCAAAUUUAAUCCAUUUAAGU
This is a messenger RNA of Oryza brachyantha (malo sina), 1544 nucleotides long. RefSeq lists its product as uncharacterized. The transcript is spliced from 3 exons. Bases 317 to 1210 code for a protein of 297 amino acids. The record is from RefSeq and is a predicted model, not a curated record. NCBI's taxonomy places the organism in Eukaryota, Viridiplantae, Streptophyta, Magnoliopsida, Poales, Poaceae.